Messenger RNA from Porites lobata, 19479 nucleotides. The record is from the annotation of a GenBank genome assembly. NCBI's taxonomy places the organism in Eukaryota, Metazoa, Cnidaria, Anthozoa, Scleractinia, Poritidae.
AUGCUUACCUCUAUCAAUGUUAAGUUCAUCCUCGACAGUGCACGUUUAGGGUUGUGCAGCUCGGCAAAUAUUCUCCAAAUAGCAGAUGUCGCCCUUCGAGUUGUCGUCUUGCUGUUCUUGCCAUGUUUUAAGCUAUUUUUUUGCCUUCUUCUUGCUUUUGAAAUCAGUGAAAUGUCUUUGAUUUUGUUUUCACAACCAAAACAACUCAAUCUUGUCCCCAGGUCUUCUCGGUUAAAGGUCAAUAGCUGGUUAUUACGAAUUAUGCGUGUACUUUUAGCCAAUCAGAAUCGGGGAAAUAUUUUGAAUGAUUAAUAAUGAGUCAUAUACCAUGAUGUCUAAGCCAAUUAGAGCACUAGAAUUGCAUUAUCCAAUGAUUCAAUUCUUAAUAGUAAGCGAUACUCUCCACCCCAGAAAUAAUACAGUGAAACCCCGUAAAUCCCGACACUGAAGGGGCCGUACUAAGAAAGAGUCCGUAUUAACGGGGUGACCUUAUUAAUCGGGUUGAAAAUGAAAGGGCUUUCUUUCCCCAGGGACAAAGCCAACUGUCCAUAACAAUGAGAUGUCUGUAUUGAGCGGGUUUCCAGACUGGAGAGGGGUUUGACUGUACAAUAAAUAAAAGGAACCUCGAUAUAACAAAACCUCUUUAUAGUGAGGAUAUUUUGCCAGUCCUUUGGGUCUUCGUUCACCUGUUCGUUAUUAUAUAUCGAGAUUCCAAUGUAAACUGUUGUGUGGUUGUUAAAAAGAGAAAACGAGACGCCGUUUAGCUAUUGAAAUCAACCCUUAGUAGCACAGGCCAUAUUGGUGGGAGGUAACAGAAGUGGGGUUCAUCCUAUCAACCGAUCGUUAGAGCGCCUCUAAAGACGGCGUGACGAAACAAGUCGCAAAGGAGGAAACCAGUGGGAUAAACAAAAUCAACACGUAAAAACUCCAAAGCGUUGUGAUGCCCCAUAUAUUGUCACAAAUACACAGGAGGGGAGGGUAAGAGUAAGAAUGUUACCCCCUACGGUUGCACAAAAAAAUGGUAACGAUUUUCAAAUAAUAUUUGCUCGUUUUGUCUUCUUAUCAUCUGAUACAGGUUUACAGUCUAAAGCUCCGCAGAUUUCUUCUCCCGUGGUUUCGGUGACAGCCUACUUCAAUGUCAGUUUAAAGUGCUUAGUAUCUGUUAGGCCAAGCGACUGUUUGGACAAUUCUUUACGGUGGUAUUUUAACAACAACUCAGUGAAAUUAAAAUCUGGUGAAAAGUAUGAUAUACAAGAAAGGACAACCAACACCAAAUGCAAAAAAGAUUUCAUUCCCACCAUUGUUAACGUUACUGAUGCAGACGAAGGAAAGUAUAAAUGUGAGUGGCUCUGCGAGAAUAACGACCCCAGCUUUUCCAGGUCUUCAAUUAUCCGGUUGAAAGUAUAUCCUCCAGAAGAAGGUACUGAUACUCUUGUGAUAUCUAAAGGUCUUGUGUCACGAAAUUUAUCAUUGAAUUCAAAAAGUGAAAAACCCCACCAAAUUGAGUGAAGCAAGAAAAUAACCGCUCAAAACCCCGGGGAGGGGGAUGUACUUAGGAAAAUGUUUGCUGGGUAUAUGCUGCUGGCAUCUCAGAGCCCCUACCCCAUUAUAGUCUAUUCUGUGGCCAAUUAUAGACCCCAUCUUAGUCACUUUUGGGCAAAUGUGUAAUUUUCGCGAUCCCAAAUUAGUCGCUUUCUAUUUUUAUGAAUUGACCCAUUUUUUAGAUUGAAUUAAGAGCACUUUACUUCUCAUCUGCAUUACAAACAUUCUGGUACGUUUGCUAACCAUAAAUAUGGAGAACUGUCUUACCCCAAAAAAUCCGAAAAUGUGCGACCCCAUUAUAGUCAAUCCAGUCAUGAAAAUGGGGCCCCAUCCAGCGGCACAUCCCCAUUAUCCUCUUAUUAGGAAGUACCCCCCCCCCCCUCCCCGGUUCAAAACAGUAAUACAGAAAAUGCAAAAAGAGUCAUGUAUGGACAAGCUUGAAGGGUUGAAACUGAUUGCAACUGAGUGUUUCAUUAGAAAACGAAUUCGAAGAAUCCAUUCCGAAGAAUAACUCGCAAUUGUGUAACAGUAAUUUGAUCUAAUUUCAUUCGAUCUGAAAUCAAAUUGUACAAAUAUAUUCUAUUCAAUAAGUGUAAUCAAAACAAUAAUUGAUAAAUGAAACUAGAUAAAGCGGAAUAAAUGCCGAUAAAAGCUAAACGUUGAUACAAGCGAAAUCGCGUGGUUCUUGAAAGAAACAAAGUCAAUUUAAGCUACUUUAAGUCUGUUUAAAAGGUAACCAGAGAAAAAAACUAAAUUAACAAAACGAAGCUAACAUACAGUUCACUUACUUCACUGUCGACUGUUUUCUUAAAUGUCCUUGAAUAAGCAUUAAAUCGGUCCGGAUAACAGGUAAAAUCCUCCUCAGUGUUAACCCUUUGAUCCUUGAAGUACGGCGGUCGGUAAAAAACUUAUAAAAACUCGAACAAAGCGGGUACUUUUGUGGUUCCUGUUGGGCGUUUACGGUUUCCCUACUUUUGCCUGCUAGAUUAAAUAUAAAAAUUCCUUGAAUAGUUAUUUUACUAAGUUAACACUGAGGUUUUUGGAAACUCAAAUAGCCUAAACGUUUUUCAAAAUUCAUUUUUUUGUCUGUAACUUUUGAUACAAUGUUUGGGGAACAAAUGUGUUUGACAUGAAGCAGCGAUUUUGUCAUUUGCAAGUGAUUUCUUAACUUACGCUGAGCUCCAUUGAGAAUAAGGACAUAUUUGGCAAAAUUAUCAAAAUGAACCAGCAAACCAUGACGUCACAGCCCAUUUGUUCCGGUGAGAGGGUACUCCCUUUGUAAGAGAAUUGUUUAAAACCAUUUGGGUCUGAACCAGGGAAAGGUUUUGCGCCGUUUGGAUACAGGGUCUGAAUUAUAUGUUCGUGCAUGAGUUUUUUAUAUUUUUGUUGUUGCUACUGUUUUAAUCAUCCUCCUUCAGGUCUGUGAAUAGGGAAGGAAAAGUCGUACUUGUUGAAACAGGUGGACAGCGAAUUCCAUAAAUACGUGAACUUGAAAUUUCCUUUUAAACGGAUAGGGCGAUUGGAGGGUAAAGUUUACUUCUGUUUUUGAAAUAAUUAUAGUGUAAAUUAUAGCUGAAAUUUCUACUCGUGCGGCUAUUUAUUACUAGGUGCCAGACAGUAACUCUGUAGCAAUACCCAUACAGAGGACGGCGACUCGUAACACCCUCCUUUAUCUGCAUAAUCGUUUCACAUGAUACAAUAGUCGAAUCAGAAUCCAGCUUCUGGGUUGAGUAAUCAGUAUUAGGUUCCAGACCUCUUAUAUUUUAGGGCAGGUUUUGCACAUGCGCAGUUUCAUUAAAAGAAUGACUGGCAAAUGGUUCUUUUUUUGUUGUUGUUUAAGACUAGAAUAUUACAAUUUUGUCGACGAGGAUGGCGCUUGUAGGUCGAGUUGGAGAGUAUGUGGACGGUAAAGAAGAUAUUGCAAGUUAUAUCGAAAGAGUGGAAUUGUUUUUUGCGGCAAAUUAUGUCAAGGCGGAUUACAAAGUUGCUACGUUUAUAGCCUUUAUCGGAUCAGAUGCAUAUGGCGUGCUGCGAUAUAUGUUAGCUCCUGAACGUCCAAAAUAGGCUUUUGUGCAAUAGUAUGAAAAGCUGACUGAACGAUUUGGAAACCCAGCCCUAAUUUCAAAGUCAGUGAUCAAUAAGUUCCUGGAGAUAUCAGCAGAUCAGGAUGAAAACAAUUUGACAACUCGCGCAACAUUGUGAGAACAUUCAUGGAGCAGGCUUUAGACCAGGAACUAAUAUGCAGCAGAUUGUUGCAAAGCUACCUCCAAAAAUUGUCGUAAGGUGAAGCAGGCAAAAGUUAAAGCUACAGCCCAAAUAAGUUGACCUUAGCGACGUAGAUGAGUGGCUGAAAUCGAGAGUCAAGUCAAACUGAUAGCCUUUGGUUGCUCCAGUAAUUUAGAGAAUCCUGAACAAGAGAAACCCAAGUCAAAUUCAAAUAAAUCGAAGUGGCUCAGGAGAAAGAACAUGCGAAGACUCAUGUAAUGUUUUGUGAGCUAAGAAAACCAUGUACUGACAUUGUAUGAAACCUGGAAGAAUCAACUGUAAGUAAAGGAUGGUAAUUGUAAGAGAAGUUGGGUUUCUGCUUUAGAUGCCACAGUAGAGGACAUCGUCGGCUGAGAUAUUCCAAUCCUCGCAAGAAGCCACAGGAGAGACGUCAUCACCUGGAGUACCAACUAAUCACACGAGCUCAUCAGCGUACGGGGCGGGGUGGGGGGGGGGGCUGCAGCCCCCCUUGUCGGAAAAAAAUAGUAUUAUUCGGGCAAAACUGAUGUACCGUUCGGGCAAUUAAAGACACAGUAAAAAAUAUUUUAUUAUUUAAUAUCUUGAUUUAUUUGUUUUCAUUCCGCAUCUCGCCUAAUCUUCUAACUGAUCUCUGUACUACUUCACGGGAUGGCUGUUAUUACUCGGAGUUGGAACAUUGAGUUCUGCCGAGGGGCUGGGAGUGAUAAUCAAGACCGCGCUGGGACUGGAACUGCGUAUGAGUUGGCGGCCAUGUUGAUUUAUGUCAGUUCUCGAGUGCAUGUGCAUGUAAUCUGGUGGAUUGAAGUAUGUCUUUGUCGAAGUCUCGUAAAAGAUCAUAUCGAUACCGUGUGAAAUGUGAAGAAUGCGAGAAAGAAUUUGACUCCGACUAUGUAGAAGCUCAUUCCGGAAUUGUUCCCAGCGGCCGAAAAGUGAAGUAUCGCCGUUAUUAACACUGAAAGAAAGUAUGCAAACAAGACAAUGCAGAAUAACAUGCAAAGGAUUAUUGACAUAUUUGGGUGUCGAAGUAAUCGUUCUUCAUACUUCUUUUAGAGCUCAAAUGGGUACGUUUUAUCUCUCACUUCAUGGUUUUGUAUUUUACAAAUGUUCAUCUCGAUUUAUUGAAAAUAUUUGCACUAUUUUGAACGCCUGUGCUCUCACGGCAUGGCGAAGAAAACUUGACGUCACGAAAGAAUCAUCUUGUGCAUCUGUGACCAACAAGUUUCAUUGGGGCAAAUUAUAUUCCCCCCACCCCCCCAACAAAAUUUUUCCCGUUCGCCGCUGCACGAGCUGUUGAGGUUCUGAAGACUUGAACCGUUAAGUGUACCACGCCCUGAAAGGGUAGCGCUGCAGAUGAUACCCACCAUGGUACCUGGGUCUCGGUCUGGGUCUGGGUCUGGGUCGUCCUUCCUCAAGAGGAGAUCGCUGACAUACUGGGUUUGUACGCACUCUGUGUUGCUGCUUUUGGAGUGAAGUCGAAUGUAGCGGAUAGCAGCCUUGAGGGUAUGAAUUGGAGCAACAAGAAGCAAUUAUUUUUUGUUGAAAUUUGUGAAAUGAAAGCAAUUGAUUGGUCCGUCAAUGCAAGAAAUUAGAUUAUAAUCGCGACCUGGAGAUCAUAAAGCCAGUUCAACAUAUAGAAGUUGAUUGAGAAGUGAUUGUUAUGAGGAACUCAUUUUACCACUUGAAUAUCGCAAAGGACAUCUGGGGAAGCCUGUAAGAGUAAAGAAAGCCACUCAGAUAGACAAUAGUUGGAAAUGUCUCGGAGGAAGCAAACGAGUUUCAUGAGGCUUGCCAUGUUUAACCAUACCAUAUAACCUUUACUCCAGAAAUGAGGGCCGAUGAGAUAAUGCAGGGAAUGUGGGACGAAGACGUUGCGGGAAUUGCUGAUCAAAACAAGCGCUUGACAGCAGAGGAGGUGCUUACUGCGCGCACAGGCACAAUCAAGGCGUUAUGCUGAGGGGCUAUUAGGUGGCAAUUCCAUGGAAGGACGAAGAUACGCCGUUGUGUUCAAACAGAAAGACUCCUGGAGACCGACUUAUCUAUUGAGAAAAACCUUCAGCCAAGGCUGGAGGUUGCUGAGAAAUACUGCCAGGUUAUAGAAGCCAAGGUAUGAAAAAAUGAAUCCAAGGGUUACUUUCGGAUUACAUCCAGUUGGUACCUGCCUCAUUUUCAUGUAGUGAGAGAAGACAAAGAGACCACUAAAGUGAGGAUAGUGACGAUUCAGUAGCCAUAUACGGAGGUUAUCCAUAUACGGAUAGCCAUAUACGGCAGUUAUCUUGUUGCCCUGGUAGCAGAUCUGACGGAAAUUUGAGGUUGGAGGUUACACCUCUCUAGACUUCCAGAAGUCUAUGAAGCAAUGAGCUUGACGUUCGUUGACCGCGCCUCACUUUACCUUGCCCAGUACGUUGUGCGACAACAUGCAGAAGAUAACAGAAAUGACCACCCGCUAGCAAUAGCCAUAAUCCUAUUACAGGUGUACGUGGAUGACAUUAUGACUUCAUUGAGCACUAACGAUGAAGCGAUUAAAGUUCGAGAAGAGCUUAGGGAGCCACUUGGCAAGGCAAACUUCAAAAUGCGGUCUGGGUGUAGUCACAGGCCAGAAAUACCUUUCAUGAAAGCAUAAGGAAAGCAAUAAGAUGAUGAGACGGAUGUGUUUAACCUUUUUCAAGUUGAAUCCCUUGCAGGAUGUUGUCUAUGCUAGGCGAAGGUUCGUAAAGAAAUUUUCUAUGCUUUUUACCCAUUACAGGAAGGAUGGAUUUGCAGGGAGCAUAGUUACUGGGUUUAAAAUAGGACGACUUAAAGUACACGUAUCCAGAAUAAAUUAUUAAUGAUUCAGUGAGUUACGAGAAUGUUUUGAGGACAUUUUUCAAGGUGCUAUCGCAUUGCUGAGAACAUUGUUGUUUACACAUCUAUUCAUACAGCGGGGGACGCGUCGCUGUUGGAAUAUGUAGAUGUAACUUACGUUGGGCACAAAUAUGAAGAUUCAGCUCGAGGAGGAAAAGGGAAGCAAGUUAGAGCUCUUGGCAAGAAAGAAAGGUGUAAGAGUUGUUAGAGAUUCCCUUCGAAAGCUGUACCGUGACACGCUGAACAGACAGUAAGGGCGUUUUUUUCUGGAUCCAGAGUCAGUCGAGGAGGUCUUAGACUUCUGUCGCCAACGGAAUAUUUAAUAAUUAUUCCUCGAACCCGAAUGGGCUCUGAUUCAAUAGUCCAUGAGGCCAAUCCCGAAUGGGUUAUUGACUCAGAGGCCAUGAAGGCGAGAGGAAUGAUUGUUUUUGUAAAAUCCAUUUAGUUGGUAAAAAAACAUCGAGACAAAACAACUAGCUAGUUAAAGCUAGACUUUAAUCCUUUUUUGCCGCCAAAAAGCCGGCGCUUUUCGCUACUAAUGGGCUAUAACAUAUAGCCUAGUAGUAGCUCAACCAGUCAGAACGCAGCAUUGAUAAUAGAUCACCACUAUUUGGAUUUUACUAACAGAUUUAUCAGACGCCUAACCCUAGACAGUGGAGACAAGUACAAGACUUUUCUUGCCAACCGAGUAUCAAAGAUUCAUCAGACGCCUCACCACAGAUAGUGAAGAGACUUACAAGACUUUUUACGCCAACUGAGUAUUGGAAAUAAUCAAACGUAUAUCUAGAACCUCAAUGAAUUGACGUUUGAUCCCAGGAGCCGUUGGAUACUGAUUCUUAACCUGGUAAAGCUGUUCUGGAGGCACUGGAGAAAAGAGUUUCUGGCAACACUUAAUACCCAAAUGAAAUGGAGGGAGGCGACGGACAACCUAAAAGUUGGGGGUGUUGUGUUCGUUGUCGAUCAAAAUGCUCCAAUCGGUCGGUGGUAGUUCUUCCGCAUCAGGAUGGACAGGUACGCGCUUUGCAAGAAGCUUAUCCACCCAACAACACGACUGUGUUUAUUGAACGUCGCUGACCAGCCAUAGUCCUAAAGAGAGGAGCUGAGCAUCUGGAACUCCUUGUAAGCUCCAGGUGAUACCCCUGCGUAGGGGACUGGAACUAGUCAAGUAAAAAGUUCCCUAAGAACCUGGAAAAUUGGCUGUUGUGUGUUCUUGUUUGAACCAAGCUUUGGAACAGAAUUUCUCACGCCUGAGAAAAUCCAAAAGACGAGUUUCAUACGGCCAUGUAUGUUCCAGGUUUCCGCAGGUAUACCACACCUUCCAGGGGCUACACCUUCCUUUACUACGCGCGUUGAUGGCAUCCAACAGUUCGUUGAAUUCAUGUUUUUCCUCAAGGAAUGCAAUGUUUACGGGUCAGCAAACAGAACUAUACCAGGAAACGCGUCGGCGAAACAGGUCAGCACGACAUCAGUAUAUGCAUUUCCGUGGAAUAACUGCGAGUUUGCUAGAUUUACGCCCACUCUUAGGUCUGCUCUAAUGUUCCUCCCCGAGAAGGGACUUUUCGGGGGUUCAUUUCCCAAACAGCGGCUGGUAAUCAAGCCUAAUUGCGAGCCAAAGUUAUUCGAACUCAGGGGCUCUCAGGGGUUGAGCUUUUUCGAACUGUUAUCAGCGAAACAACCGUAAAACAGAUUACUUUUAAUAUUAAAUCGGUGUUAGAAAAAUGCUGAUGAUAUUACUUACAGUCGGAAAUAUGCAGUAAGAAUACUUCUAGAAAAACACUCGAUUUGUUAAAAACAGGGACGGCAUGGAAUCGUUGGGAAAUGAUGACGUUUCAUCCCCGAGCUCCCCCAAGUAUGAAAUGGUUAGGGAUGACGUAAAACAGAAAAUGCCCGAAGGUCCGCUUGGGUUGAUUUUGUGACAUUUACUGGACCUUUAUACUUCUACUUGUGCGCGUUUCGUCUGUUCAGUGACAUUUUGUGAAGCAGCUGUUUUGAAGCUAUUAAAAAAAAUGCAAUUUACAUUCCUUUGUCUCAUUUUGUUCUCUUAAACAAGCGUCAUAAACUCUGACCACGAAAGAGAAAAUAUCGAGUUUGACCAAAAUUAUGGACCGAAAGACACUCAGUAAGCCUGGAUUUACGUUUUGAGAGGCGAAUAACAGUGUAUAAGCACUUUGAGGGUUUGCCAGACACAUGUUUAUCAUUCAAAAAUCUUCUUUUGGAUUAGCUCUCCCUCGCUUCAUGAAACUCAUCCCGAUACAAUCGAUACAAGUAAAUCUUUGAUUGGAAACGAUUUUACGGACAUACCUAAAUCACUUUGAGGAAAUUAUUGAGAGGCUCAGUCUAAAAACAAGCAAGUUGCAUGAAGAGAACGCUUGAAUCAAGCUAGCUUAUUAGCAGAAGGAUGCACGACAUUUGCCUUCAAUUCAUUUCUGUGCUGACGUAUUCCCUCUUUACAAAUUUCCCUUUUCAUUUCCAAAUUCUUUCUCCGGCUGUUAAAAUGAAUUGCAUGUAAAAAGUGCAAGAGGAAUAAAGGAAGUUACACCUUCUAAUAAAAUCUUUCCUUAUAGUUAAAAUGAUUCUUGAAACUGAGAGUGUUUUGAUCAAAGCAGUGUAAAUCGAUUUGAAUCAGUGCAUGGAAUCCUGCGUUUUUGUUUUUAUCUCCCCAAUAUGAUAUCAAUAUGAACCUGUAAAUUUCAAAGAGCUACACAAGAGUCAUACAAAGGCAAAAGAUACAAUUGACCGAAAAAAAAAGGGACGUUGUAAUGUCAACUACAUUAAACACCCGCAUAUAUAAUUUAUAAGAACCAACACUGUAACUCAUAUGUCUACUUAUAUAAGUAAUCGUAUUUGUUUCUCUUUUCAUUUAAAAUUUCCUUUUUUAUGUAUCGAUGAAAGUAAUAUGUUGGGGUUUCCCCCUUACCAACUUUAUUUGCAGAUUCUUCGACACCAUCGUCACAAAAGACCACUAGCUCAACUUCAACAGGUUAGUGAUGUUAAGGGGUGGUCACUAAGUAUAGUGUUACAAUGGGACUAAUUGCAGUGGCGGAUCCAGACCGUCAUAUAGGGGGCGCGGUCAUCCAGACCCUGAGAUAGGGGAUGGGGGGCGUAAAAAAAAUUUUUUUCGACCUAUCAGGCCUCAGUUUGGUACAAAAAUAACGGGGAGGCCCGGCCCCCCAGGGCCCCUUCCCUGGAUCCGCCUCUGAACUGCCAAACAAAUCUAAAAAUAGUAUCCAGAUCUUACACACCGUAUUCACAAAUGGCGGACACGCGGGAAAAAACUGGCGCCUAGUCAUGAAAGCGAGGCGUUGGAGGGUAAACAACAAUUGCAAAUGAAGACUUUCAGUGAACUUGCAGAGUGUGUAGCACGGAUUCCACCAAAAAUAACUUUGUACGGACUUCUUUUUAAAUACAAUUACGUGGGAUGUCUUCUGCUUUUAAUUUUUAGUAUUGAUUUGCUGUUUGCAAUCAAAAGGGACGCGUAUAUCUUCAAGGAAACAGGAUGAUUUUGUAGGUUUCCGAAGAUCUCCGAAGCGUCAGAAGCUCGGCAAGUGGGCGAUGGCUGGAGAAAAGCCGCAAACAUGUUGGCCCAAGCUUCACACUGAAACCGAGUUCGAAAGCCAGCUCACUGCAAUUCGGUAAAACAGAAAUAUAAACAAUGCAAAUCUUGGUGGCAAGAAAAAAAGAAAUAAGCGACAAAUAUAUGGCCUACUUGUUAACGCAAGAGACGUGUGCCAUUGAACAAAACAGUUCAAGUCGAGAUGGAAAAAAGGAAGACUGGAAAGAAGCGGUGACUGAGGUUUCGAUGAAGUCAUGUUUGGUUUUUGUUUGCCAGGACGUUAUUCUCUGGUCUUAAUCGAUGAAGGACAUCAAUUAGAACUAUUUUUUUAGUAUAAAUGCAGGAGCGAUCGAGUGGACUACCCUCAAAAUUUCAACUUGUUACUCGGCAGACUCGGUAAGCCGGCCACAUAUCAUUUCAGCGAGUAAUUUUCCUAUUUCUUAUCUUUAGCUGUUAGGAGUUUUAACUUCAUGUUCCAUAAUAUUUUAAAGGUGAAGAAUACGUAAAUAAAUAAAAUGAUGGUCUUCUUCAGCGGAUCCAGGCUCGAAUUUAAUAAUUUAAUGAUUCGAAACAGAAGCUUGCCGUGUUCAGUCCUGACACAAACAUUGCCUUAAAAGUUUAACCCAGUAAAAUGUGAACUUUAUACCACUUUUUUACCAAGAGCUCUCCGAGAUAAUGCCCUUAAGGAGACCAGGCAAAUAGCAAGCCAUAAGAUUGCCACACUAGAGCUUCUAGUUUUGAUAAAAUUAUUUUAUUUCGCAAUGACAAAGAAAUCAAAAGAUUUUUGCUAAGCUCUGCCAACGUACCUCUAACAAUUCACUCCAAAGCGACGGAAUUAAUAUCAUCCAAAGGAAGUUGUAAAUACAGACAUACAUAGAUAUGUAUAAAAUGACACUGACAUGAAUGAAUGAGUCUCGUGAAUGAAUCUUUCACCCGCUCUCGACUUGACCUGUUUUGUGUAAUAGCGGAGGUCUCUUCCGUUGACAAGUUGGCCAUAUAUCCGUCGCUUAUUUCUUUUUUUCUUGCCACCAAUAUCUGUUUUUACUUCUGUUUUACAGAAUUGCAAUGAGCUGGCUUUCGUAUUCGGUUUCAGCGUGAAGUUUGGGCCAACACGUUUGCCGCUUUUCUCCCGCCAUCGCCCACUUGUCGAGCUUCUGAGGCUUCGGCAACCUACAAAAUCAUCCUGUUUCCUUGAAGAUAUACGCGUCCCUUUUGAUUGCAAACAGCAAAUCAGUACUAAACAUUAAAAGCAGAAGGCGUCCCACGUCAUUGCAUUUGAAAAGACGUCCAUACAAAGUUAUUUUAGGUGGAAUCCGUGCUAAACACUCUGCAAGUUCACUGAAAGUCUUCAUUUGCAAUUUUUGUUUACCCUCCAACGCCUCGCUUUCAUGACUAGGCACCAGUUUUUUCCCGCGUGUCCGCCAUUUGUGAAUACGGUGUAUCGCUUUUCAAAUAACACGAAACAAUGGAAGAAAACAGAACCACCCUAAGUCGGCCCCUGAGUCGCGGGACUGUUAUGGGAAUUCAAAAGUAAUUACCGGGUGUCAGUAAACCGCAGGGUCGCGGCCGGGGCCGAGGUCGGGGUCUAUUUCUUUAUUUAAAGAAUACUGUUUUAGGGUUAGGAUUAGGGUUAUGCUAGGGUUAGGGUUAGGAUUAGUGUCAACUCGAACCCUAACCCUAAAACAGUAUUCUUUAAAAAGAAGAUAGGCCCCGACCCAAGUUCUACUGACACCCGUAAUUACCAACAAGUUGCAUCGUGCUCCAGUCUAAAGACACAUUUUCACAAACUCAUAUGUUUACCUCAAUUAGUAAUCGUAUUUGUUUCUCUUUUCAUUUGAAAUUUCCUUUUUUAUUGUAUCGAUGAAAGUAAUAUGUUGAGGACGUUUCCCUUUAUCAACUUCAUUUGCAGAUUCCUCGACACCAUCGUCACAAAAGACCACUAACUCAACUUCAACAGGUCAGUGAUGUUAAGGGGUGGUCACUAAGUAUAGUGUUACAAUGGGACUAAUUGUACGUAGUGGCGGAUCCAGACCUUCAGAUAAGGGGGGGGGGGCAUCCAGACCCUGAGAUAAGGGGAGGCGGCCUUAAAAAUUUUUUUUCUACCUAUCAGGCCUCAGUUUGGUCCAAAAAUAACGGGGUCGGGGUCUAUUUCUUUAUUUAAAGAAUACUGUUUUAGGGUUAGGAUUAGGGUUAGGGUUAGUGUCAACUCCAACCCUAACCCUAACCCUAAAACAGUAUUCUUUAAAAAGAAGAUAGACCCCGACCGGCGUUCUACUGACACCCGUAAUUACCAACAUAAAUUUAAAUGGCUAAAAAAAAUAAUAAAAUAAAACCAGGAUAGUCUGCCGAGUUACAAGGCGCCCCAUUUUCUUAGAAAUGUCGCUAUCAUGAAAGAAACGUCCUUUUCCUGCGAUUCCACUUGAACAAAUGAUCGCCACGCGCUUUCCCGAUCUCAUCAGCUCUUUGUAUAUUUCCUUAACCAAAAACGAUUUUCCCGUACCACCCUAGCCUGUUAUAAAGACAUUAUGUCGCAGUCGAACCAUAUUCAGCACCUGGCGCUGGUCCUCAGAAAGUCUAUCAAACAUCAAUAGGGCAAGGUUAUAAGUGCAAAGGAAAUAACAACGAAGAAAGAUUUACAAAACUUAAAACGAGCAAAAGAUAUAAGUGAAUUUUGGCUCUUACGGCGGCAUUUGUACAACAGGACCAAAUUUAAAGAGAGGUCGGUCACGAUGGUUCACAUAUUUAAGUGAUGGAACGUUCAGUUGUAUUGACAAGAAGUCCGCGUCUUACGGCCGCAUUAAUCACUAAAUAUGUUAAUCGCGCUAAUUCUUUGUUUACUGGUGCACAUGCCUUUCACAUUCGUCUCAGUUAUCGCAAUUCAUAUUCUGUCCUAAUUUUCUGUAACAGAUGUCAAUUUAGUGUCAAUUUAGCGUCAAAGUACUUUUGGAGUACAGACUAAUAAUCGUAGAAAUACAGAUUCUAGAGGGUGUGAAUGGGGUUAACCGACUAGCGACAAAGGGCUAAAAACAUUACUGACUACCGACAAAACGAGUAAAAAAUUACCGACUACCGACAGGAAAAAUAUUAACCGACUACCGACAUGGGCUGACAUUAUCAAUAUUUGUUUCAGAAAAAAAAGAGCAUUUUGCAUUUUUUUCCAGCCGUUAGGAAGUAACCUCUUUAAAUUUAUGACUCAUCAGAUGGUCUAACAGAAAGAACUUCCUCUUUUGUUGAUACGGCUACAUUACUACAACCAAUAUCAUAAUCACAGAAGCCACAGUCCUUAAAGAUACUACCCACUUUAUAUAUUUUAUUGAAAAGACAAAGCUGAUAAAACUGAACAUUUCUUGUUUCGGUCCGAGAAAUGUUUAGAUUAAUCCUAAAAGAAAAUUCUUUCCAGUUUAAUGGAAAGCACUAUCAGUAAGAAACCACAGUACCGCGAUGAGCACAUACAGCAGUUUCCUUUCCAACAUUUUCAUGGCCGCAUAUAUUGAAACACAAAGUUUAAGCAAAACCGUCUUUAAACCAACUGUUUGAAAAUGCUACAUAGAUGAUAUUUUUUUCCCUAUGGGACAUAAAUAAACCAGACAUGGUAGAUUUCUUCAAAUUCACGGAACAAGUAAACUUACUUCACCCUACUGGCUAUGAAAUUUACGCCCGAAAUAUCUGACUCUGAGACAAUCUUUUUAGACCCCGUUGUAUACCAAGUCACAACAUUCAACGAAAAAUGCGAAAAAGCUAUCAUUGACGUAAAGACGAAUUUAAACGGAAACCUUCCAGUAUAUACAUUUUCACCUCUUACCACCCACCGAAUGUUAAAAUGGAUUUGACCAAUUUUUCCAAUUAGAAUAAAAUAUUAUCAUAAUUACACGUGGGAAAAUCAAUGGCAGAGCUACAGUGACACAAUACAAGCCCUUAGUGUCUAUUAUAAAAGAAACUUUAAGGUAAAAGUGUAAUCUCAUACAAAACCAACCACUACCUUGCCAACUUAACCCUCAGACGUACACGCAAAAUCAUACCCCCACCAUGGUACAAGAGGAUGGUAGAUGGAACCCCUCCCCAGAGUUUUUGAUAUGUUGCAGUAUUUCGACGCGAUUUUGCCUUCACUGAAAAGCCUUUGAUCUUAUGAAUGGCGGCACUGCUGGAAGCCUGUUACGUCACGAACAAUGGUCGCCAUCUUUGCCGCCAUCUUGGAUAGUACAAGGAAUUAGAAAUCAGGUUAAAACAAGGAGAAAUGUUAAUUGCAUGACAUGAAUAAUAACACAUAAAUAAGCACUUUGCAUGAUUUUAGCUACAAGAUUUUUCUUUUAUUGUUGAAAAAAGUUGAAAAAACAUAUAUCACUCAAAAUGGCUUGACAACCUGAUACUUAUUACGUCAUACCUCGUAACCAUAGAAACUGAUCAUCACUAAACUUUUCUUAAAAUGCGUGCGAGGGAUAAACGAACAUCUACUGAAAACGUCAGGUGCUGAUGUUUGAUCCUCUUGGAAAAAUCCCAGAAAACCUAAAGGGGGGUGGCAUCCACCCCCCCACCCCUUGUAUGUCCGAGGGUUAAAGUGUUAUUUCUUUGAGGAAGGAAACUUAUGGCAAAGGAUAGAUGUGCAGCCCGUCACCCCUUGCAGUUUUUCACUAAACUGAUAAUUUAAGUAUCCAAAAGGCUGCGGUUCAUUAAUUAUUUAAUUACUUUUUACUUUGCCGUGUAAUCGACAGGGAAACCAAGUUCGCAUUUACAGUAAGAGGUUUGGUGAUCUUAUCAGUACGCAUGAUAUUCAUUUGGCAAACAGUGGUGAAAUAAACGACCACAGGAGCCUAUCGGCUCCUGACGAUCAUGUUGCAUAAACAAACAAGAGUUAAUGAAGUUAAAGUGGCAAUCAAAUGAUGCAUUCUUACAAGUUUUACUCUUUCCCUAGGGAUCAAAGUCUUGAAACUUGGUGAAAUACAUAAAAAAUGUUAAUAAUUAACAAGCGUUUUUACUUAUUAACUGAGAUUUUCGGACAACCGACAAAAAUCAAGAAGUUUAACCGACUACCGACGAAGAUCGAAAAUCGACUACCGACAAAGUAACUGAAUUUUAACCGACAACCGACAAAUGGACCCCCCCAUUCAGACCCUCAUUCUACGGUUAUUAAUCGUUCUUUGCACGCCAAACCAGUGUAAUAAUCGUAAAAUACUACAUUUUCAGUUUAUUAACCGUGAAAGACGUAACUUUACGGUUAUUAUACGUGGAAUUGUACGAUUAUUAGUCGUAUGAUGCGUAUUUCCAGACUAUUAAUCGUAAAAACGCAAAAGUUAAAUUAAGCCGGAUCAUUCUUGCUCCGUCCGCCAUUACGGUCGAAAAUAUCCACAGCCGAGUCUUCUAAUCACUCUCUCAUUUCUCUCCAAUGUUUAUUUACCUGAAGUCUUUAGUGGUCAAGCUUUCCUUUCGCCAAAAGUAAUAUAUAACCAAAAUUGCUUAGGAAAAACCAGCAUUCUGAACAAUUUUCCAAGUCUACUGUGAUCGAUGCGAGGCUUCAAAAUGCGAUGGGACUGUUCUCGCUAGUUCAUAGCUCUUAGUUUAGCAGAAGUGGGCCAAAAGAGAAAAAACUAUCACUGUCUCACAGAAAAAAAAAAGCCAGUUUUAUGGUUAUUAAAUUAUUAGGGUUUAAAAUGAUGAAGUCAUAUCAAAAUAUUAGGUUUUUUGGUUUUACACUGCUCGAUAUUCUCAACUCAGCAGUACAUCAAGAUACGUACGGAGAAAUGUCGUGAAUGACCUUUUUAUCAAGUUCAGUCAACUCUUUCAAGUGAAGAUGAUUUUAUUUUUAACUUUUUGUCUAGUUAAGUUCAGUUAAAUAUUCGAUAGUUGUACAAAAAACCUUUAAACUUAUUCCUGAAAACUUUCAAAGAUUUUAGAGAUGGAAUAUGAACCUGUUUUAAGCCUAGUUUUUCAGCGCUUGCUGGCGUGGCUGAGUGCGUUAUUACAAUAAUUUUUCUCUGUGUUUUGCGUCCAAAGGCGCAAGUUCAAAUCUCGUCGGAGACAAGUUUUCUCUUCUUCUUCUUUUUUUUUUUUUGCUGGUUUUCUUUUUUAAAACCCUUUUUUCAUUUUCAAUAAAUUUUGUUUUAAUUAGAUGACUUAAUUUUCAAGUUGUUAAAAACAAAAAUGAUAUUCAAACGCGAUCGGCCGUUCAGCAUUCAAACAUCGGACUCAAUUUCUUUUCUUUACUGAUAGACAUAUAAGAUGUUCAUCUAAACCUAUUAAAUCAUGAAAACGAUUUUGUAAAUCUAUUUCUAGGUGAACUCGAUUGGAAUUAUAAUUUAAUAACUAAGUAUUACAGCUUGAAAAAAGUACACAGUACAAAUUAUAAACCAACAACUUGGCAAUACGGCAGCGAUCGAGAUACAAAACUCGGCACUGGAUCGUGCAAGACCUCUAGUUUACAAAUUAUGGCACUAGGAAGCAAAAUGUAACUGGUACUAUGUCAUCCAUUGAGAUUAAGGUGUUGAUCAAAUCCAAUGCCUACCUCUCGAUUCAAUCGUUACAUCAAAAUCGCUGCGAUCGCCGCUCGAUUGCUGACAAGUUCUCUCUUUUUAAUCCGGCUAGCGAUGAAAAGCGAAGCGAUCACACAGAAAAAGCGGCAAAUAAGUCCAACAAGGCCAGCAAAAAUAUCCAAGUAUAUAACAGAACAACUCCUACUCGCAGACAUAAAUAACGUCUCUUCCUUGCCAUGAUUUCAAGACAAACCCUUCGCGCAACGGCCUAGACUAUUAAAUGUGCACGUAUAUCAACACGUGUUUAUCACAUCAUUGAAAGCAAGUAAGUGUUUUAAUGAAAGAAACUGACCUGAUUACGCCUCCAGGUCUUCUCGGCUCACAGUGCCUUAACCUGUAGCGGGCUGCAUUUUUGACGUCGUUUCCUCGUUAAACACAAAAUUCUUCAAAAUUUGGUGAUCAGUAACUGGUUAUGGUGAAUUAUGCGUGUGCUUUUAGCCAAUCAGAAUUGGCGAAAUAUUUUGAAUGAACAAUAAUGUAAUUUAACUGAAGCAAUAAGCGAUAUUGUCUUUGAAUAUUUUCUAGUGUCAACCAGCUCCAACCCAAAUCUAUCUCCAACAGAAGUUCUUAGGAUGGACGCCACUGUUGCCCUUUCUGUUGUCGUAGCAAUCCUGUUCCUUUGUAUCGUCCUUGGGUUCGCCUUCUUUUGCUUUAAACACCAUCAGCGGAAGCAGAUUGUGGAGUAUCGUAAUCUGUUUUUUCCAGUAUACACUGGAAAACACCAGGUAAAAUACCACGUAAAACGAGCUUAAAAUGAAGCCACUACAUAACAACCAGUGCCUGCUUGGAUUCUGCAACUUAUUUUGGCUAAAAAUGAUGUUUGUUGGACUGCUUAAAUUUCACACCCCUCCCAUUCCAAGAUCAUACUCAACACCUACAAUGACAACUUUAAACGCGGAAAAACGGAGAAGGGGGAUUUCUUUUACUUGUGAAAAUUUUGUCUCAGAGGAGCAAUUAAAUUUUAUAAGCAAACGUCUCUCAACCUUUGUUCAAACAUGACGGCGAAAAUAAAAUGAUUUUGCGAUCUUUCAAACUUCAUCUCGAUUCUCGUCAUUUCCUUUUAUAUGUGAAACGUAGGUGACUUUACGUGGAGUAGUUGAAUUUCUAUGGACAGCCAAUUUAAAAAAGGUAAUAAAAAAUCUAUUGUCAGUGCCGGUUAACGUCCUUCGCAAAACGCGCAUUGGGACUAAUUUUUCACGUCGUAGUCGUGCAAUUAAGUUUGAUGGCCCGUGCAAAGUUGUUGUUUUUGGUUGUUAAUCCGACCCGCUACUGGUCUACCUUCUCGUUACCGUCGUCGACUCUCUUUUGCUUAAAAUCCUUAGUAACCUUUCGAAAGUGGAGGGUUGCUUUACUUAUGGCCACUUUACGUACAUUCGUGUAAACUCUCAUGGUGUUGGACACUUUUGAGAAAUGAAUGAUUAUACAUUUAUCAGCAUCUGAGUUGCUUGUUCGAGGCCAGUCGAUCGACAGACAUAAUUUGCAAAAUUGCAACCAUAGAUUGCUUCUCGUUUUAAAAUAGAUAUAUACUCACGGAUAAAUAGAUGUAUAAUCACGGAUAGUAAAUAUGGCUGACAUUUUGUUCAUUUCAUUUCAGGCUACGAACCAGUCUGUUCCGCAAAAAUAGUCACGACUUUUUUUGUCGACCUACCGUGAACGAGGUGCCUAGUUUUUUUGGGGAGUGGCCAUAAAUUUAAGUCUACUUUUCAAACCUAAACUGGCUUUUGUUUAUUCUUUGACUCGAUUAAAAAAGUGAUCCAUCGCCCUGAAAUGGCCUUCUAAAUUCAGGUAAUACUCAUGAACCAAACAGUUUCCAGUUGGAGGGAAUAAACUUACGAUUGCUUAGACUAAAUAGGUCCCUACUGUAUACGUCAAUUAAUAAAAUAUUUCUUGAUUGUUUUAGAUUGACCCUAAUCGUACACUGCUUGAACAAUGUAAUGAUCUGCCUUAUGACCCUGAUUUCGAGUUUCCUGAGGACAAGCUCAUUCUUGGGGAGUUGCUAGGAUCAGGGGCCUUCGGAAAAGUCAUUAAAGCAGAGGCUAUAGGAAUAAACAACUUUAGUCCCAGAGACAAAAGUCAAAAGAAAAGUCAGCGGUGGCCUAAAAUGUUUCGUCAACACAGGGCCGGCCAUGCGUACCACGAUCCCAGAGGCAGUGCGUACACGAAGACCAUCGUAGCUGUAAAGACUGUUAAAGGUAAUGUUUCAAGUCAAGAGAUCUCUAUUUCAACUUGUGUAACAUUUACCAUGGAGCAAGGAUGGCUGGUACUUGUCGGGGGUUGGUGGAGGGAGACAAAAAAGGAAUUUGGUUUAUAGUUACUGUAGCAGCUGAUAAUAUGCAGGGGAGGGGACAAGUUACCAGAUUGCCUGCGCGGUAAUGAUGUGGGAGACGGGGUAGGGUUGAUUUAGGAAUCUGUGCCUACCAGUGGAAAAAACUCCAGCCAUGCCCCUGGAUUCAGCAUGGGUGAGGUGGGCAAUUCACAUAGGGCCUCUCAUGCAUGAGUACCGUUCGUGCUCAUUCCUAUUGCUGAGGUCUGUGCCCAGUUAAAGUGAACGUUGCUUGUUACAUGGUCACAUGGACUCCAAUAGACCCUGUGGAAACUGCACUUUUUUUAACUGACCGAGUACGAUAUUUUGGCACUUCAGGGGAAGCUCCUAAAGAGGAAGUAAGAGACCUGGCAUCAGAGCUGAAAAUUCUAAUUUGCGUUGGAGAACACAAAAACAUUGUAAACCUCCUUGGUGCUUGUAUCAAGCGAGAUCGUAUCCUUGUCAUUCUGUAA